AUGUAUCUUCUCACGAUUCUAUUCCUUCUCGCUGCAGCAGUCUUGGCGAUUCCGGCCAUUGGGACUGUGCCGACUUUCGACGCCUCAGAACCCGAUCCUCAAGAGCGCAUCACCGACAAGUACCUCUUCAAUCUGACUCUCGAACAGAACUACAAAGCCCAAGAUAGGUUCACCAAAGAUGCCAAAAAGAUGAUCGAUGGUAACUUUAAAACGGACCUGCUCCAACAGUGCUCGUACGAGGCCAGUGUGAAGCGGAAGGCCUGCGAUCGUCUUGCACAGCUCUACUAUAAGAUGGCCAGAAGAUGGGGCUGGAUGAAGGAAGGCGUUAAUCAUGAGCUGUUGGGGCACACGUUGCAGGCCAGCCUGUCGGAGUUGACGCCGCAGGGACAGCACAUGGUAAUCAAGUUGGAGCCACACAUGAAGAAACAACUCUCCACACUCUCAAUAGCCUGCUCCUGGUUGGUGCCCAACUGCUUCCGCACGCAUGGUUCUGAAGUGGAGGUAGUUGUGGUAGAUGAAGCGGAAGAAGACGAGGUGGUCGAGGUGGAAGAGGUGGUGGUUGAGGAAGACGAGCCGUCUGUUGUGAUGGUCUUGGUUUUGUAUAUAGAGUCUGGGGCUGGAUUCGUGUGUGCAGAUGCCAAGACACUGGUGCUUGACACCGUUGUCGUCGUCGAUGUCGUCGUGGACAAGGAUGUGGUUGUCGAGACCGUCGUAGAGAGCACGGUCGUGGUGACAGAACUGGCUGCCGGCUGCGUCGGUGAUGGCGACUGGGUCACCGUCACAGUAGGGCGCCGAGCCGUUGUCGUUGUGCUCGUUGUCGCCGUUACCGUGAACGUUGUGCUCGAGACGUACAGCGUCGGCUUGGGUCUCAUUGUGAUGGUGGCGGUGACCGUUGUCGAGACCAAGACAGAGGAGGGGGAGGAAGAGGAAGAGGCGGCGGCGGCACCGCAGUGCGUGGUGAGCUCGAUAGAGAGGCCCACGACGGCGGCGGCCAGCAGCGCAAUACAUAUGGCGAGGAUGAUCUUCACCGUCCAUGCGCGGCAGCUCUGGUCGCGCUUCUCGUUGAUCCAGGCCCCGAUGGCUGUGUGGUUGAGGUCGUCGCGGAAGGAUCCCAUCUCUAUUGAGCGCAGGUUCUGGUUCUGCAUUGUCAAAGUUGUAGUAGAGUGUCUGGGCAAAAAGCAGACCUUCACUACCAUCUGUCCUUUCAUGAGUAUCUUUGUGGGCAAGGAGCUUCCUAGAUUUUGUGCGACAGGACACAAGCAUUUCCCAUUCUAUGUUCUCUCGUGA
This is a messenger RNA of Cryphonectria parasitica EP155, 1287 nucleotides long. RefSeq lists its product as uncharacterized. The transcript is spliced from 9 exons. Gene Ontology annotation, biological process: phospholipid metabolic process; arachidonate secretion. The record is from RefSeq and is a predicted model, not a curated record. Gene Ontology annotation, molecular function: A2-type glycerophospholipase activity. NCBI's taxonomy places the organism in Eukaryota, Fungi, Ascomycota, Sordariomycetes, Diaporthales, Cryphonectriaceae. The coding region runs from base 1 to 1287 and encodes 428 amino acids.